AUGGGGUUGUUCGACAUUAUGAAGUUGUGUCAAAGGUGCAUUUCAAAGAAAUUUAAUCGUGUGCAGUCACGUGAAGAGGUGGCUGCCGUAGGCACAAAUGGAAAAAGAAUCUCGAUAACAACUGCUGUCAUAGACUGCGCUUUAGAGUUGCAGAAUCACUACCAGCCUGCUGCACUAGGACACCUUUAUGUGAAAGAUGUCUGUUUGUACCAUUUCAAGCACGCAAUUCUAUGUAAAUGCUGUUCAGUUGAUGCUCUCUUCACUAUGCUUCUUUCAAUGCCAAAUGGAAUUGCUCAAAAAGGUUUGGCGACAGGUCACAUCAAAGGCAAUGAAAAUCCAUCACAACUGAAAAAUUCAGUGAUUGUAAUGCAGAGGGACCACAUGUUUAUUACUGAUGAUCAAGCAGCAAAGCAGUCACUGUUACGGCACUUACAACGUGGGCAUUUCGACGCACCUGAAGAAAUGUAUUGGUCAAAAAGCAACGGCAACCAAAGCAGCUGUACUACAAGAAAACUACCUUUGAAUGAUAGCGCCAUGAACACGCCGGAAACGUCUCGAUUAAUCCAACGCCCUGUGGAGGACACAGUGGCUUAUAAUUCGGUGAGCCAUUACCAACAGGAAGCAUACGCCUCAAUUCACAAAGCCAAGGAACAAGCGUUGUAUCAACGAAGAGAUAGCGCCGAUAAUUCCCAUUAUGGUAAAAUCGAAAACAACUAUAGUAAUUAUGGCACAUAUUCACGAUUGCCACCUCAGGUACAGCAAGCUCAGAGAGGAUCAACUAUCAGAAUUUUUAGCCUCUUUUACAGUCACGUAUACCAAUACCUGGGUUUCUUCGCUUUCAGAGAUCAGUCUCCAUACCAUCGAUCAGCAAUUAAGCUCACCUCCUUCGAUACCUCAGACAAGGGUGGAGUAUACGGCUCGGUGCCUUCGCAGUGGACUACUCAACGAGCUCCACCUGGACAGCCAGGCCAGCCAUCGUACAAUUCUAAUAAGGUUGUGAUCAAGUAG
Messenger RNA from Haemonchus placei, 1008 nucleotides. NCBI's taxonomy places the organism in Eukaryota, Metazoa, Nematoda, Chromadorea, Rhabditida, Trichostrongylidae. The record is from the annotation of a GenBank genome assembly.